UGCCUCUUCCUGAUGUAGCCGCCAUAUUGGUCGGCUUGAGGGUCAGAAAAUUGCAAACUCUUGUGUAGUUUGGAAGUUCUUUUAAAAACUUGUCAAAAUUCCGCUCUUUAGCCCCAAAAUGCCGUUGGCUCCGUUAGCGGAUCCCUGGAAGCGUAUGGAAGUGGCCCAAGACAAUGAGGCAGGAAGUACAGAAGAUAUGCUUGUGGAUGAUCAGAAUGACAACUGUGAAAUUGAAUUAGAGUUGACUACAGUGAAGAAAGAAGGUGUGAGAGCUGAACCUGUUGACUUUGAGCUGUUGAAGGUUUUGGGACAGGGUUCCUUUGGAAAGGUUUUCCUUGUGAGGAAGAUAACAGGAGAUGAUGCUGGGACUCUGUAUGCUAUGAAGGUCCUGAAGAAAGCCACACUUAAAGUCCGAGAUCGACAAAGGACAAAAAUGGAACGAGACAUCUUGGCAGAUGUAAAUCAUCCUUUCAUUGUUCACUUACACUAUGCAUUUCAAACAGAAGGCAAACUCUACUUGAUUUUGGAGUUUCUUCGUGGAGGGGACCUAUUCACACGUCUCUCUAAGGAGGUCAUGUUUACAGAGGAAGAUGUGAAAUUCUACUUAGCAGAGCUUGCUCUAGCCUUGGACCACCUCCAUGGAGUUGGAAUAAUAUACAGGGACCUCAAACCAGAAAACAUACUAUUGGACAGUGAAGGCCAUAUAAAACUAACAGACUUUGGCCUUAGCAAAGAAUCAAUUUUUGAUGAGAAGAAGACCUACUCUUUCUGCGGGACAGUGGAGUACAUGGCACCAGAGGUGGUCAACCGGAAGGGCCACGGCACUGCGGCUGACUGGUGGUCGUAUGGAGUCCUCAUGUUUGAAAUGCUGACAGGGGCUUUGCCUUUCCAAGGUGCAAACAGAAAAGAAACGAUGACACAAAUUCUCAAGGCAAAACUUGGCAUGCCACAGUUUCUUAGUCCAGAAGCUCAGAGUUUAUUACGGGCAUUGUUUAAAAGAAAUCCUGUCAACAGACUGGGGUCAUUGCCAAAUGGGAUAGAAGAUAUCAAGAAACAUCCAUUUUUCAGCACUAUUGACUGGGAAAACCUUUACAAACGUGCAGUCAUGCCCCCAUUUAAACCUGCUGUGGUGCAAACCGACGAAGUCUUCUACUUCGACCAAGAAUUCACAAACAGAACACCAAAAGAUUCCCCUGGCAUUCCCCCCAGUGCUACUGCUCAUGAACUGUUCCGUGGAUUUAGUUUUGUAGCCCCUGCUUUACUCGAUGAGAACAUCAAACCAAACAAUCCUCUAGAUAAUCAGAAAAAUUUAGCAAAGUUACCGGGUGUGAAGAGCUGCAAGUUUUCAGAUGAAUAUGAACUGAAAGAAGAUAUUGGCAUUGGCUCUUAUUCAGUGUGUAAACGAUGUGUGCAUAAAAUGACUGGGAACAGCUACGCAGUCAAAAUCAUGGACAAGGAGAAGAGGGAUCCUUCAGAAGAAGUAGAGAUUCUGCUGCGGUUUGGGCACCAUGCUAAUAUCAUAACACUACGAGAUGUUUUCGACAAUGGUACCAAGGUGUACAUGGUGACAGAGCUAAUGAGAGGAGGUGAACUACUUGACAAGAUUCUACGUCAGAAAUUCUUCUCUGAACGCGAAGCCAGUGCUGUGUUACAGAUUGUUGCAAAAACUGUGGAAUAUCUUCACAAGAAUGGAGUUGUCCAUCGAGAUUUGAAGCCUUCCAACAUUUUGUAUGCUGAUGAUACCGGAUCUCCAGAGAGCCUGAGGAUAUGUGACUUUGGCUUUGCAAAACAGUUGCGUGCUGAAAAUGGAUUGCUCAUGACACCAUGCUACACUGCCAACUUUGUGGCACCAGAGGUUUUGAAGCGACAAGGCUAUGAUGCUGCAUGUGAUAUCUGGAGUCUUGGUGUCCUGCUGUACACCAUGCUGGCAGGACACACGCCAUUUGCCAAUGGCCCAAACGACACACCAAAUGACAUUUUAGCACGGAUAGGAGAAGGAAAGUUCACAUUAUCAGGUGGAAACUGGGAUUCUGUGUCAGCUCCUGCUAAGGAUCUGGUUCAACGCAUGCUGCACAUCGACCCUCAUCGACGACUCACUGCCACACAGGUGCUCAACAACCUUUGGAUAGCACAACGAGACAGCUUACCGAACUUCAGACUCACAAUUCAAGAUGCACAGUUGAAGGGAGCAGUGGCAGCCACAUUCAAAGCAUUGAGCAAUGCCCCGAAACCUGUGCUAGAACCAGUUGGUGCCUCCCGCUUGGCUCAGCGUAGGGGAAAGAACAAACCUAAGAGUUCAACGGCGGUAUAACCUCCAUAACCCCACACCAUGGAGCACAUUCAUCAGUAUAAGUCACUAUACAACGUAGUCAGGUGGAGAAUGGGCAGGCCAGCCAACCAACUGGAGCAGGCAGUGGGCAGUAGGCGUAGAAUUACAUUGGUCCGAUACAGUUGAACAGCUACUUGACUUGAGUUACACAGGCUGUUGUUUGACACGCAGACAUAGCCCUGCCCACUUGGCUGCCUGUAUAAGGUCACAGUUCUCUCCCUUGACAAAUUCUUCCAUUCAGACUUCUUUACAGAACUAAUAUAUAUAUGAGUGCUUUGAAGUAUUUAUUUUCAGAUGUUGUUAGAUGAUGUAUUCCUGAGAACUAACUGAAUGAAGCCAGUAUCUCCAUAAUGGGAGAAGUUAUUUUCUCCGAUGUGUGCUAAUGCCAUUUGACCCUAUCCAUGUUAGAUGUGUUCUGAGCUAUGUAGGAGUUUUGUGAGAGACAGGAUCCAGUUGACCUGUCAUUGCAUCAUCCGUGAGAACCCGAAACUGUGAUGAAGAACUCUGCUGAGUAGAGUAGAGAUUCGUGUCUGAACUGACCAAGUUUGUCAUCUCACCAAUCAUCGGAGGAAUCACCAUAGUAACAAUAUCUACUAAUACAAUGACAAAUUGGUGUGAUACAAGUUAGCAUUCUAGAGGACUUGGUUCUACAGAUGAUAUAGUGGGUGGCGUCUUGAGAAUGUGUUUUUAGAAUUGGGCAUCUGUGAGACAGCGCUCGGUUUCACAGAGAAGCUAGUGGGUGUGGAAUUUGGCUUCUGGGAGAAAUAGCUCCUUUUCACAGAUGAACUUGAGUAUGGCUUGAGAAUGUGGUUCUAACAUGCGGCUUCUCCUGUGAGACUGGGCUCUGUUCCACAGAUGAGCUAGUGGGUUGCAUCUUGAGAAUGUGGUUGUAGACUUGGACUUCUGUGAGACUGAGCUCUGUUCCACAGAUGAGCUGGUGGGUUAGAAUUGGGCUUCUGUGAGACUGAGCUCUGUUCCACUGAUGAGCCGGUGGGUUAGAAUUGGGCUUCUGUGAGACUGAGCUUUGUUCCACAGAUGAGCUGGUGGGUAUAGAAUUGGGCUUCUGUGAGGCUGAGCUCUGUUACACAGAUGACUUAAUGGGUGGGGCAUAUGUCUGUCAGCAGUGCUCCAGUCAACAUGGAUAACAGUAUAUCAGGUCAACGUUAAGACCUUGUGUUUGAUGAAAGGUGGUGAAAUGUAGUAAAUUUUACAUAUCAGACUUAUCAUUUUGUUGACAAUGUAACCAUGGUAACCCAUGUACAUCACAUCGGAUGUGUUAUACGGCUGAAUAAAAAUUAUUGGUUCUCAGGCACUCUCCCAUCCUUAAAACAUCUAAGCAUUUGCAUUUAUUUCUAUUUCUUUGUAAAUACCAAGGGUAACACCCCUAUAAGAACAGAUUGAUGGUCAGCACCAGUUAUUAGCUCUCAUCAUGUGAGGUCCUGAUGCUCAGUGUUCGUGGCAUUUCUUCAUGGGGCAUCACCACCAUCCUCUGUAAAUAUAAUUCCAUGUCGCCAGUUCACUGAUGAUUGUCAACUUCAUGUCAAUGAAAUUUGUUCAUAUGAUUAUGGUGCACUUUCUGCGGCCAGAAAUGCCAGUGCCAAUGCCAGUCAUAGAAAACAACUGUGAAAAUAAGAACUUUCAUUAUUUUUAUUAAUUAAUGACUGUCCAAUACAUGUCUGACUUAGACAUUAUUUGUUUGACAUUUAUGAGCUGUUGAUAAUGAAUACAAUGUAUCUGAUUGAGCUACACUGUUGCCCCACUCUUUUUUUAGAAUGACUGCUGGAGAACCAAUUAUUUUCAUUUUUUAAGCCUAAUUUGAUGUAGAAUUGCAUGAACCGUAAGACCUCUUAGGACCAGGUUUGUGUCAAUAUCAUCCACUGCCAAAUGGCAGCCAUUUUUCUUCAAACUGUGAUGAAAAUACUAAUCAAACUGACAUGCCCACACAAAUGCAUAAUCCAUUUAUAUAACAAGGACACCAGCCAGAUGAAACAUGCACUAAAAUAUUUUGCCGAUGGUGAACUUUUGUUUUGUUUUUGCGUAGACAUGACUACAGUCAUUAUUAUCGAUACUUUACAAUAGCCCCUUGCUUCACAUUUCCAUGAAGUGUUUGUCAUUAUCAGACUUGUACAUAGGCUGUACAUUAAUAAGCAUAUGUUGUUAACAAAACUAUGUAACCAUCUGCAUAUAUGAAUAAAAUCAAAUAAUUUCUUAUUUACCAUAUACUUCCUAUAACUUUAUGUUAUAUCUGGUCAUAUACCUGUAGUUGUUAGAGCAGGUCACGACACUCUAGAUUGUUCAUUGGUUACGACGUUGCUGAACUGAAAGUACUGUUAAGUGUGGUGUAGACGUGAAGAUACGUAUCGUUCAAGGGUUACAUGCAACAAAGUCAUUCCCAUAAGACCAUAAGGUAUUUCAUUAUUGCCUCCAUUUUGCUGUUUUGUCAAACCACCAUGUUCUUGAGACUAAGAAUACUGUAUUUGAAUGUUUAUGAUAUUAAGUCAUGUGCUUGUCUGUAGGUGCUCAUUGUAGUUGUUAGACUUUUUACAAUUAAAGACAACAUGGAAGAGAGUUUUCAAUAUGUACCAAGCAGAAUACUUUUACAAACAAGCAGGAUUGUUACACUAAUAAUACUGCCAUGGAUUCAAUUUCCCAUCCUUUAUGCCAUCUAUAGUUGAGCCAUGUAGACCACAGAGGACGUUUUGGGACAAUGUAGCCAGAUGUAAUCAUUCAGCUAGAUUUACAUUUCUGAGAUUGCUUUCACAUAUCAAAUGUGGAAUGCUGCAUAAAAGCUGGAUUGUGGGGUUCGAUUCUCUACAUGGGUAUGUUGUGGGAAGCAUUUCUGGUGCUCCCUGCCACCUUAUUGUGAUCAUUGGGGCGGCGCUGGGGUAGCCUAGUGGUUCGCUCGGCAAGCCAAAGGUCUGGGUUCGAUUCCCCACAUGGGUACAACGUGUGAUGCCGAUUUCUGGUGUCCCCCCGCAGUGAUAUUGCUGGAAUAUUGCUAAAAGCAGCGUAAAACCGUAUUCAGUCAGUCAGUAUUGUGAUCAUUAUGCUUAAUAUGGUGUAAAACAAGACUCACUGGGUUUUGGAAAUCACGUCAAGCAGCAUAGUCCCAGCCAAAGUUUGUAAGGCGUAUCCCUGGUAACUAAUGUUUAGUAACUGUGAGCAUUAUUACAAGUAAGUUACCUUAAACUGAUAUUGCUCUGCUUCAUGUUUACUUUCCUCUUCAGUCCCUGUGACUGGAUCCAUGAAUCUUUAAUGAGAAAUCAGUAAACAUGUUGAGAGAUUUUAGAUGAACUUCAAUAUGGCAGGAAUUGUGAUGACAUAAAUUUGGGCUAAUCUACUGCCUUCAUUGGAACAGUUCAUCUGAGCUUUGAGAUUAAUCCAAACUUUGACAACUUGCAAAUUGGGACAACUGCUGUCAUCGAAAGUGCAUUUCAGCCAUAGCUACGUCAUAUUGUUAUUUGUUCUUUUGACAGGUGUGUUGAUGUUGCCACCUAGACCAUUCCUCUUUGAGAACCUUUUUCUAAAUUUAUAAGAAAGAGUUUUGCUCGUUAUCUCUCCUCUUUGAAAACGCAUUGUGUGUGUUGUGUAAGACACUUGGUUUGGAAGUAGUACCAUGUAGUUUGUGACUUGCAAACUAUUGUCACCAAGAAAAACCUGAAUACUUGACCACAAUCACAGACCAACAUUUUUUAAUUUUUUUGUCUUGAAAAUUUGUAUGUUAGUCGAGCUAUUUUAUUGAACAUAUCUGCAAUUAGCAUUGAGCUUUCAACAUUUGAAAUUUUGUCCCUUAUGAAUGCAAUUAAAAUUGUGAAUAGCUGUCUUUACUAGAAUCUAGAAUUGUUUUUCUUCAGAGUUAAUGUGAAGUAGGUUCUUGUGUGAAUUACAACCACUGAUAAUAAGAGAGAUCAGAGAGAGUGUGUGGGAAGACCAAUUCUCUGUGUAUAUGCCCCAGAACCAAAAUGCCAUGGACUGUUCCAUACACAGUGGCUAGUUUGUCUGACGUAGACUUACUUUCAUACAGGCAAUUUUUGGGCCAAUUUGUUUUUAUUUAUUGAUCAAAGAUGCUUCUGCAGUUUUCACUCUCUGUGCAUGAAAUACUGGCUUUCUCUGAAGAUUUAGAGAGUUAUUUCCACAAAGUCUUUUGUACAAAGAACAAGGGACACAACUCCUGAUUCUAUUUUUCACUGCAUCAACUGGGAUUGAUAUAUUUGGCCAAACUGAAUGUGAAAUUGUGUAUUGUAUUCAUGAUGUCUAUGAUAUUAUUAAACAACUGAUCACAAAACAUUUGUGUCUUGUCGGAAGAGAAGUACGAGAGAACUCAGAUCCCCUUUUGAUUAAAAAUUGGGUCAACAGACUGAUGCUCCAACAAAUAAAAACAAUUGCCUUACAUAACGUUAUUACAUCUGACUUGUUAUGCGCCGUUCACUCACAGCUCUCUUCAGAUUUCUCUUUUCUCGAAAAUACGCCAGGUUGUAAAGCUGAGUUCAUGGCUUUGUUAUGAAGUUUAAUCUGUUGCUAUGUCUUUAAUAACAAUCGCCAAACAGUAUGUGAGGCUUUGUGAUGUAAAUCAAAUACAGAUGUCAUAUGGCCUCUGCGAAGGAAAUGCGAACUGUCUACCAUUAUAAUAGUGCUUUAUCUACCCAUAAUUGUGUUUACUUAAUGUAUAUACAUUAUUGAUAAUUACUCAGAUUUUUUAAAACCGUUAUCAGUGUGAUAAGGAUUAUUGUCUUAGAAGACAAAAAUUAUUGUUAUCCUGUUUUCUUUGUGUUUUGUGUUAAUGUUGUUUUUGUGUUAAUGCCCCAUUCUGUUACAUGUAUAUGAAUAUUUAGUUCUGCCUUGGAUACGCUGUGUUAGUUUAAGGAUGCUGAAACUACUUGGCAGGCGGGUGAUGUAGUUGUAUUGAAUAAUAAUGAUGAUGAUAAAACAAAAUGCUUCCUCCGUUACACACAGAUAAAACAAGUUAGGAGAUCUGAUAAUCCGAAAUGGCAAAGUGCUGGCUUAGCAGUGCUAUGCUGUUUGGUAUGUGGCUUUUGUUUUGUUGUGAUUUUGUUUCAUGAAAGAAACAGGGUAUUUAUCCACAAUUGGCCGAAAAGUCUGUCCUCAAGCCUUAUUGGAAGAGAUUUUAAUCAAUGUUGACAGUAUUAUAAGUUUUUGCUUAGCUUUAAGGUUGAUGUAACAUAUAAAAUGGCUUAUAGUUAAUCAUGAAUUUCUACUUUAAAUUACAGAAGCUUAAUGUGCCCUACAUGUAUAUGCACUUUUUUUCUUUCUAUUUAACAUGGAAAUGUCUCUGCUGUUCUGCCUAUGUUCCUUACAGUAUUUGGGUUGCAUGGGUGGUGCUGUCAUCUGAGUUCCUCCAAUUGCUGUGCAGUGUUGUCGUGGGUUUCAAUCCUGGUUCACCCCUAUUCUGUGUUUUUCAGUCUCAUGCUUGUGGAUAUCUUCAAAGUGGUUAAAGUGUGAGACCUGGAUGUCAUCAGGCUUUUGUCUGACAUUAAGCUGACAUGAUGUUAUUAGAUUGAAAUACUGUUCAAAACCGAGUUUAAUACAAACUCACAACGUGUAUAAUCAUGGCAGAACCAUCUGUUACCAUUGUUUACAAAUGCUCUGUUUGAUCUGAGUGGCCUGUUUAUUUGGCAUGUGUUUAUGUAUGUUGUACUAUUCACGUUGCAUCCACCCACUGAUUGUAAGGUUUAACCAGCUGAUCUCAUUUCUUGUGUGUCUAUCUUCUCUUGCCUCUGGUGCAAUGCUGUUCAAGUUUCAACGGAAGUUGUUGAUCAUCAUUGUCCUCCCACUCCGCUCAAGGACUUGAGAUAUGCUGGCAUUGGAUAACAUUUUUUCUUUAUGAUUUCACCAUCCAUUUUACUUUAACAUUAUUGAUAAUUUUAUUUCGGAGACUGGGGAAAAAAUAACCCAAAAGAAAAAACAUAAACUUUCAAACUGUAACGGUGGCAAUGAAGUGGUUUUUUUUCCUCAUUUACUCAUAAAGUUCUUUAACAGUUUCAAACAAUUUGAUUUAUUUUAGUAGGUGAUAAAUGAGAUCUAUUAUAGGAAGGCGGUUUCAAUAUCACAAUUUUUUUAUACUGACAUUAUCUUAUACUUGUUUAAAGCAACAUCCUAACCGUCUACUAAAACUUGACAGAGACUUGUUGUUUCAAGUCUUCCAAUCUUGUAGGUCGUUUCAGUUGUGCUCAUAAUGGCAUGUGCAGUGUGUUGCAUAAUCCUGUACUGGCAAAAGUUACACCAGAGUACGGAGAGUUGGCUUGGUAACCAUUAACCUGUUUCGUACAUUUCCAAUGAAUUAAGGCUGUCCAGUGACUAUUUGUUAGUAUUUAUGAUAAUUGUUUUUUCAAGUGUCUUUUGUGAAGAGCACGAAAAGUAACAUGGAUGUCAAGAUGAAUGGUUGUAAGUAUUUUGCUUGCAGUCCAUCUCUAUUUCAUCCAGGGUACUGUGUCCUAUUUCCAUCUUAAUAAAUACCCUGGACCUAUAUGCUACCUUUUGGACUUCAUCACCAUUUUCUCUCAGCACAGAGUUUUUCUCGCUUGUGAGAGUCAUUGAAGUGUCAGCUGUUAUGUACCUUUCACUAUUUGAAUCCAGCUCAUAACUAUUCUAUAAUAGCAUAUGGGUAUACAAUAUUCAUUAUGGAGAUACAGUACCCUUGAUAAUUGAGGAGGUCUGCAACCCAGUGGUGAGGUAAUCUGUGUGUGUGUGUGUGGUUGUCAUUCUCCAAGAGGAUAUACUGAUUACCAGUAACAAUGUUGAUUGUCUUAAUUGAUAGUGUUUAGCAAAAUGGUAUCAGCUUGGUAACUGUUGUUAUCCAGAAGAAACAGGGUGCACUUCAUAUUCACCUUUUUGUUCUACGUUGGACCUUCCAGAAAUUGAUUUGGAAGUAUUGUGAAAAGGCUGAAAGGCACAUAUUUUUCUUUUCUUCCUGAAACAUUUCACCCGUCGUUGUCAGCCCGGACAUAAUCUCAGUGGUAGGAGACAGUGAUGAGUGUGUUGAAAUCUUUGAUUUCAUGCUCAAAGACAUUUGUCAAUGAUUUUGUUGAGUUUUAUAAAAAAUUGUUUUGAUGUGCGUUUGAUUGGAUCCAAAUUUUAAAAAUAUUUUUCAAAUGUUUCACACUAAUGAACAUGGCUAUAAGUUGAGGAUUGUACAGAUGGACCAAGCACAUUAUCAAACCUGUCUUCUAGAUGUACAUUGUUUGGUUGGUUUAUUGUCAUCGCUUAAUUUUGUACAGGGAUUACAGGCCACAUUCAAGAUAUAUGUUUGCAUGCCUGGACCAUUAGGAUGACAAACAAUAGAACUCAAACUCAUUUUUUCUUCCCAGGAUAUUGUUGUCACUGGGACUUGCACAUCAUAUAUGCACAAGGGAUACACUAACUGAAGGGCAUUCUACAUGGGAAUGUGAUCUUGCUGAAAAGAAAUACUGAAAUAUUUUACUUGCCAGAUUUUGUGUCCAACAUUAUUUAAAUGGAAGAUACUACUGAGCAUUUACUGUUACUAUAUCUUAACACAUGACAAUAGGUAUAUCCAUAUUAGACAAAUGAACAUGUUCUUGGUACUCAGGCAAUUAGUUUGGCAUCAGUAAUAACCACCCUACAUCAGAGUUAUUGCUGUUUUGAGAAUACGUAUAAGGUUUUCUGCAGCAUACAUUUGUACAAUGUUGGAAAGGCAGCCAUAUCGGUUGAGAAGCAGUUAUGGGCUAAAGUUUCUUCAUAUUGCUGGCUUUUGUCUUUUUUUCUGAAUUAAUGUCUUUUUAGGGACCAUAAUUACUUGGUACAAUUAUUAAAAUAUUUAAGUUUACACUUGUUUUAUUUGUGUUGAGUUUCUGUUUCCUUGCUUUAGGGUCAAGCAUACAAGUGCCAUGGUAGUAUUCCGAACCAUGGUUACCCUGUCAUAGUUGGUCACAAGGACUCUUACAUCAGGGCCAUUACAACCCCAUCUUCAAUGUAUGUAAGGUUUGUCUUGCAUCUGUUUUAUCUGACUUAAGGUCAGGUAUGCUGUCAGUAUUGUCAUAGAACAUUUUGCACAUUUUGCAAGCCCUGUGGCCUUUUUUCAGCUAUGUAGCAGUUCUGUGUUGAGUGACCAAGUGGUUGUGGACAGCUUCUGAGAAUGGUGUACACCAACUGAAUAUGCAAAUCUGUGGCUGGACCACAGGGGAAUUUGAUGUAGUUGUAUGGUGUUUGUUGUGACUCUAGGGCUUAACAUAUUGAACUUCCUCCUCCAUUGUUCAGAUUGACUAAGGAUAGUUGUCACGAUUAUGCAGAAUGUUAAAUAUCCACACAAAUGUUUUGACUUCUAAAGUUAUUUUGCUCUGAUACCAUCCAGACGUCUAUAUGCAAAUUUCAUAAGGUUGACAUUUUCAAGAUUUCUGAAAUGCCUGAAAUUUAGUCUAUGUUGCACAAAAGAAACUGAAUUUGUAGACAUAAGUGACUGUUUCGCUGCAUAGAUUGGCAUGCUCUUGGACUCCAUGGAACCAGUGUUCAGACAUAUAAGGUCACAUUGAAUACAUAAAUUAGCGUUUCUGUAGGACUGAUUUCAACAUUACAAAUAUGAUUCUGUGGUUUAAAAUAUUGCAUAUAAACACAUGGCCACUUAGAUACACUAUUCUGUGUACAAAAUAGUGUUUCAGUUUAACUAGGUGUCUGAUAGUUUCAUAGAAUAUUAUCAACCCUGAUUAGGUUGGUAUUGAAUUAUUGUUUCAUCUUUAGGUAUGAUGUGUCAGAUUGCAUCUAAAUACCUUUACAUAUGUAUAAAUUAUUUUCGAAGCAUAAGGCAACAUUACCUUUGAUAACUGCUCUUACCUCUAUAUGCAAAUAUGUAUUGAUUUGUGCCAGAUAUGUACAUACAUAUGAUCCUGCAUAAUCUCUUCUGUGUAUUUCCCUUCAGAUUUGCACAGAGCCUCUAUCUGGGAGAUGUUUAAGUUGGUGCUGCUUAAACACUUUUUGUUGCGUUAGGCGGAAGAAAACUACAGUUAUGCAUAGAGUGUUUUGCUCAAAGCCAUUAUUCCUAUUGUUCCAAAGAUAAGUCUCCAAGAUUUUGGGAUAUGAGGAUAUUUUAUGGGAAAAUAACCUUUUACCUCAAAAAUGAGAUUGUUUUAGCUACCUAUACAAGAUGUACAGGUGACUGAAUUUAUUUGGUUUUCAGAUUUGAUGACAUACCAAAACACCAUGGAUCGUUGUUCAUGAUAUCAAUCACUGGAUUUGUCUUGUCCAGAUAUCGUAAUUUAAAGAUGCUGUCCAAUAGCUGCAAUAGUGCUGAGUGCAGCAUUGAAAACAAUUCUUUCCAGUUGACAUUGUCAAGACAGCGCCCUUUGUCAGACUCAGAUUUAUUUUUCCCAGAUUUAUGCCUGUAGCGCCAAUGUAAACAUCACUCAGCGUGUGGUGUGCCUUUUGAUCCCACCUUUGGUUGACAAUUAGCUUCUCUACAUAGUGCUUCAUUCCUAGUGCUCAACACAGUGUAAGCCAUGUUUCUUGAAGAAUGACUAGAUUGGUGCUUCUCCCCUUCUUAGGACUGUAUGGUUUCCAUUAAAAAAAGUGUCUGAUACAUCUUCAUGUAUUAAAGACAAGAAAUAAAUAUUCUUGUAUAUUUAA
Molecule: messenger RNA, 11920 nt
Organism: Haliotis rubra (blacklip abalone)
Lineage: Eukaryota; Metazoa; Mollusca; Gastropoda; Lepetellida; Haliotidae
Product: ribosomal protein S6 kinase alpha-1-like
Exons: 21
Coding region: 119-2311 (730 amino acids)
Biological process (GO): protein phosphorylation; intracellular signal transduction
Molecular function (GO): magnesium ion binding; ATP binding; ribosomal protein S6 kinase activity
Source: RefSeq, a predicted model, not a curated record